Messenger RNA from Brassicogethes aeneus, 525 nucleotides. The record is from the annotation of a GenBank genome assembly. NCBI's taxonomy places the organism in Eukaryota, Metazoa, Arthropoda, Insecta, Coleoptera, Nitidulidae.
AUGUUUGGUAAUAAAAGUUUUAUAUAUGGUACCAGUCAAUGCAAUCAACGCAUCGAAUCAUGGUGGUCUAUGCUCAGAAAGCAUUCAGCUCAGUUCUGGAUGAAUUUGUUUCAGGGAUUAAAAGAAGAUGGCCAUUUUACAGGUUCUGCAUUGGAUAAGGCAUUAAUACAGUUUUGUUUCUUAGGAAUUUUGCAGGAAGAACUAGAUCAAAUAGUAUACGAAUGGAAUACUCAUUCCAUAAGUGGUUCACGAAAUGCAGUAUCACCUCGAGGACGUCCUGUAAUAAUAUUUGAAUUACCAGAAUUAUAUCAUACCACCAAUUUUUUAUGUGACUUUGACAACCAACUAAUUGAAGCAUGUGAAAGGGAAUGCCAGUACUUUAAAAUGCCAUGUGAAACAGAUAUUUAUGAAUUGUGUAAAAUUUUAAUGAAUGAAAAAAAUAUUGAAAUUCCUCAAGACGCGUAUGCAGCGGCAGAACUAUAUCUCAAACUAAAAUCCACAUUUUUAGAAUUUAACAUUAACUAA